UUCGAAGAAACUGUCAUAACUUGUGAAGAAAUCGAAGUAAUAACUGUGAAAAUGGUGGCCAGCUACUGUUUCUUGUUUACCGCUAUAGUUUUGGCUUCGAUCAGUAAUCCGGUGAGAGGGACCGCUGAAGUUAUGAGUCAUGUCUCAGCACAUUUUGGGAAAACACUUGAAGAGUGCAGAGAGGAGUCAGGUCUAACUGCGGAAAUCAUGGAGGAAUUCAAACACUUCUGGAGUGAUGACUUCGACAUAGUCCACCGGGAGUUGGGUUGUGCCAUAAUUUGCAUGUCCAAUAAAUUCUCGUUGAUGAAGGACGACAGUAGAAUCCAUCACGUCAAUAUGCAUGAUUACGUGAAGAGUUUUCCAAAUGGCGAAGUCCUGGCCGCUAAGAUGGUGGAACUCAUCCACAACUGUGAGAAGAAGUAUGACGAUAUCGAGGACGAUUGCACUCGUGUAAUGAAGUCCGCUGCGUGCUUCAAACAAGACGCAAAAAAAGAGGGCAUCGCACCUGAAGUAGCUAUGAUCGAAGCCGUCGUCGAGAAAUAUAAAACACAGAAAAAGAUAAACAAUCUUGUGAUUUCUGAGCAUAAAGCCAACAUGUCAAAGAGAAUCGUUAUAGUAGUGUUCAUUUAUUUAGCCAUAGAACCAAGUACUGACGCGUCACAGGAUAUUAUGAAGGAACUUAUGGUGAAUUUCGUUAAAGCUUUUGAUAUUUGUAAAAAAGAGUUGGAUCUUCCGAAUACAGUUCAUGCAGACUUUUAUAAUUUCUGGAAGGAGGAAUAUGAAAUUACACAUAGACAAACCGGCUGCGCAAUAAAAUGCCUCUCCGCAAAACUGGACCUCAUAGAUCCUGAAGGAAAGCUUCGACAUGGCAAUGCUCAGAAAUUCGCCAUGGAAUACGGUGCUGAUGAAAACAUGGCGAAUCAAGUCGUCGAUCUUAUUCAUGCAUGCGAAAAGUCAUUCCCGUCUAAUGACGAUGAAUGCAUGAGAAUAUUGAACAUCACCAACUGUUUCAAGACUGAGAUACACAAAUUAAAAUGGGCACCUGACAUGAUUCUCCUAGUUGGAGAGAUACUAUUAGAAUAUUAACAGAACAAAUGACGUUGGCUUUGUAAAACACGAUGGCAAUGGUUUUGCAACUUGAAAUAAGAAAUUUUUAGUUAUAAAUAAUCUAAUAUUGAAAGUUUUCUUAAUAAUUAUUGUACUGUUCGUAAUUAUAUACGUAGCACAGGGCUGUAACAAAUUGUGACAAAAAACUAAUAGUCAAACAAAUGUCCUAUUCUACCGCCUAAUGGAAAGCGUUCGAAAGAAUUUCAUUCCCUUUCUGAUAACGUACCAUGAGGAUGGGCCUGCAUCUAUACAGGGUAGACAGCCGGCGCUCAUGUACAAAUAAGUUUAUUAAUUCUUGCAUGAACCGUACCGUGACAGUGUGGAAUGACCUUUUCCGUGAUGUUUUUCCUUCAUCCUAUAACUUCGGAUCCUGCAAACACAGCUUGAAAAAGCACUUAUUCAUGGACCAUGCCAUGUCUUUGUUUGCUCCGAAUGGAGUGGUCACAUGUUGUGCUAUAAUUGAAAAAAAAAACAAGGUUUAUUGAGCACAAUUCGAACUGAAACUAUCGAGCACAAAGUAAUAAAAAAACAACACAAAACCUAAACAGUAUAUCAAAAAAGUUUCCAACGACUUCGUUUCUGUCAAGGAAUUCAAAGGGAUUUCUAAAUAUUGUGAACAUGACAAAUACCUCAAUUAAUGAUUAAAAAGUGACUAUGUUUUGUUUUAUCUGCGAACAUAUUUCUCAAAUUUUUAUUUGAAGUUCUUAUUUUUGGUUGUUGGUAACUUUCAUUUGUUUAUAAUAUCGUAUAUUUUGUGUUAUGCAAUAAAAGGGAUAUGGUA
Molecule: messenger RNA, 1888 nt
Organism: Galleria mellonella (greater wax moth)
Lineage: Eukaryota; Metazoa; Arthropoda; Insecta; Lepidoptera; Pyralidae
Exons: 6
Coding region: 52-1086 (344 amino acids)
Biological process (GO): sensory perception of smell
Molecular function (GO): odorant binding
Source: RefSeq, a predicted model, not a curated record